CUGGAACCAUUGGACGCGUCCGACAAUAUCUCGCGGCCGGAAUUGCAUCUCAUGAUAUAGCCGAUAAUCAUUUGCGCGCGACCGGUCAAGCUUUCCCACAGCAACAAUGUCAGACGAUCCCUUUCAAGAAGCUCAGGCAGACAUCCUCGCCUUGCUCCAACAAACGAGGCCACUGCUGCAAUCCUAUUUGCGCAUUCGAUCCACAGCAUCUUCUCCAUCUGCUCCAGAACUAGUCGAGGCUAGAGAUGAGCUCGAGGGCACGCUCACAGACCUUUCCACCGAUCUACAGGACUUGGUCGACUCCGUGAGAGCAGUAGAGGGCGAUCCAUACAAGUAUGGCCUCGAUGUGCCCGAAGUCCAGCGACGACGGAAGCUGGUAGAAGAUGUGGGACGCGAGGUAGAGGAUAUGCGCAAGCAGUUGAAUCAGACUGUCAGUGCUGCGGACAAUUUGGCGCAUCCAGACUCCUUUGGCAAUGCAGACGGGGACGACGACGAUGACUACGGAGCUUGGGAAGAGCAGCGACAGAUGGAGAUAAUGCAUGAGCAAGACGAGGCACUGGAUGGCGUCUUUCAGACUGUCGGCAAUCUUAGAAUGCAGGCUGAUACGAUGGGACGCGAACUGGAGGAGCAGGCCGAACUGCUUGAGGAUACUGAGAACAUCACAGACCGAGUGGCAGGCAAGCUGGGGACUGGCAUGAAGAAAAUACGAUAUGUCAUUGAGAAGAACGAGGAUCGCUGGUCUGGUUGCUGCAUAUCGAUGCUCAUCGUGGUCCUCAUCAUCCUACUUAUACUGGUCAUCGUUGUUUGAGAAAGCAGAACACGAACGAAGGACCACGACAUGGCCAUGCUUGCCCACAUAUCGCAUGUAACUUGCAACCUCAGGCAGGAGUGUGGCGCAUGCGACUGGCCCACCUCG
Messenger RNA from Cercospora beticola, 916 nucleotides. RefSeq lists its product as uncharacterized. Lineage: Eukaryota; Fungi; Ascomycota; Dothideomycetes; Mycosphaerellales; Mycosphaerellaceae. The record is from RefSeq and is a predicted model, not a curated record. Gene Ontology annotation, cellular component: membrane. Gene Ontology annotation, biological process: Golgi vesicle transport.